AUGUCGCCGAUUGAAUCUUGCAACAUCGAUGACAACAAACGAGUUAUUUAUCUCCCUCAUCAUGGCGUGGUAAAGGAAACGAGCUCUACCACGAAAUUGCGCGUAGUAUUCGAUGCCUCCAGUAAGAGUAGCACAGGUCUUUCAUUGAAUGACGUUUUAAUGACUGGUCCGAUUUUGCAAGAUACUUUAAUACAAAUAAUUAUGAGAUUCCGAUUUUAUAACGUGGCUGUUACAGGCGAUCUGGAAAAAAUGUAUCGACAAGUGUCGGUUCGUGACAGCGACAGAGAUUGUCAGAGGAUCUUGUGGCGCUUUUCCAUGAACGAGCCGAUUAAAGAAUAUCAAUUAAAUACAGUGACUUAUGGUCAAGCUAGUGCUUCCUAUUUGGCCAUUCGGAGCGUACGUCAAUUGGCGGAGGAAAACAGGGACACCUUUCCAUUGGCCGCCGAGUGCGUUUUAAACGACAUGUACGUUGACGAUAUCAUUAGCGGUGCUCCAUCUAUGGAGGAGGCCAGGAGACUAAAGGAUCAAUUAAUUGAUCUAAUGAGCAAGGCCUGUUUCCGCGUGCAUAAGUGGCAUUCCAACGUAUCAGAGGUGGUGCACGGUUCAGACGAUGAGGAGAAUCCAGAAACAGUAAGAUUGAAGCUCAACGAUACCAUACGGACGCUAGGGUUAAUCUGGGAACCAAACACUGACGAUUUUAUAUUCACGGUCGAUUUUCACAAGCAAAUUCACACCAAAAGGGAAUUAUUGUCUGAGAUCAGCAAACUAUUUGACCCUUUAGGGUUAUUGGGUCCUGUCAUAACGUUGGCUAAGAUAUUGAUGCAGGAGACAUGGAAGGCAGGAGUUGACUGGGAUUCCCCGCUACCAGAUAGCGUAUUGC
Molecule: messenger RNA, 880 nt
Organism: Mycetomoellerius zeteki
Lineage: Eukaryota; Metazoa; Arthropoda; Insecta; Hymenoptera; Formicidae
Exons: 1
Source: RefSeq, a predicted model, not a curated record